This is a messenger RNA of Hibiscus syriacus, 939 nucleotides long. RefSeq lists its product as uncharacterized. The record is from RefSeq and is a predicted model, not a curated record. Bases 1 to 939 code for a protein of 312 amino acids. Lineage: Eukaryota; Viridiplantae; Streptophyta; Magnoliopsida; Malvales; Malvaceae. The transcript has 3 exons.
AUGGACAAGAACUGGAAUUCUUCUCCCCGUCCUACCCAGAAGGGAUUCCAACAGUUAAUCCAACGCCUGAAGUCCUUGAUGCUGGAAUCUCCGGAUAGAAGCUCUCAUUGGUGGGUCAAUUCCUCGGGUCUGCUCCAAACCUUGUCACAAUGCAAAGGCUCGCAAACAUUCUUUGGACAAGCGCUAUUCAAGGCUCUCGUGUCCAGAACUGGACUAAGUUAUCUUGCCAGUGCAAUCGGGAAUCCUAUCUCUUUAGACUCGAUUACUGCUUCAAAAACAAGACUGGAAUAUGCUAGAAUCUGUGUCGAAAUUGGGAUUACUGAUGAAAUCCCCAAAUUCGUAAACGUUAUUCUCAAAGAUGGGAGAUCGACUUCUAUUUCUGUUAAAGUGCCGUGGCUACCUCUCAGCUGUAAAAAAUGUAAAGUUUAUGGGCACUCAGAGAAAAAAUGCUUCUCAAAUGCAGCACCGGUCAUGUCUCAAGUUUGGAUCAAAAAGAGAGCACUCAGUCCUAACUCAAAGACCUCAACUUCACGUCAAAAUGAAGCUUUGCAAGAUCCAAUCGAACAUGCUACAAUGGUGCAAAACAAAAAAGAAGUAGGCCCUCAAAAUGUUCCAGUGCCUACCAAAACAACUCCUAUUGUUGAGGAAAAUCACACGAACGUAGUUCAAACACAAACAAAUUCUAAUCCUGAAGGUAUUCAAGACAAUCACUUUCCAACCCUUAAAGUUUCAAUUAUUGAGGAUGAACCUACUACUCCAGAUGAUACAGACGAACAUUCUUCUGUCACAGAGGAUCAAACCAGAAAAAUUCGUACUGCUUCAUUAGGCGUUUCAGCUCUGCUCAAUGAUCUCAAAAAGAAAAAGAAACAAUACUUAGAAAGAGCAAGGAGUUCAACAGUAGAUGGAUUUGGGGGUGCUUCCAGCUCUCCUGCUCAAUGA